Molecule: messenger RNA, 910 nt
Organism: Mucor mucedo
Lineage: Eukaryota; Fungi; Mucoromycota; Mucoromycetes; Mucorales; Mucoraceae
Product: nucleophile aminohydrolase
Exons: 5
Coding region: 119-910 (263 amino acids)
Cellular component (GO): proteasome core complex
Source: RefSeq, a predicted model, not a curated record
AGGUUCGUCAAACAGUCACAAGCAAAACGUCAUCGAACGCGUAUCUUUUGUUGUUUUAAAUUGGGGAAACUCUGCGUAUCAUCUUUUUUUUUGCUCUAAUAAAAAUCUAAGGACUAAUAUGCAACAUAAUCCUUCUCAUUGGGGAAAGCCUCGCGCCGAAAAUACUGAUGAACACAACACUGUUCCUCUUUAUCAAACACUUCCACAAAACUUGACAGAGUCUGCUUAUGGACCAAUGGCAAGAACUCAAACCCCUUUGGUUACAGGUACCUCUAUUCUUGCUUUCAAGUACAGAGACGGUAUCAUGAUGGCAGCAGAUAUGCUUGGUUCAUAUGGAUCCUUGGCUCGUUUCCGUGACAUCAAGAGAUUAACUCCCGUUGGUAAUCACACUGUUGUUGGUGCAUCUGGUGAUAUUUCAGAUUAUCAAUACAUUCAACAUCUUUUGGAUUCACUCAUGGUAAAGGAGCAUUGUGCUGAUGACGGACACGUUUUAGGUACCCCCCAUAUCUACGAAUAUUUGUGGAGAGUCAUGUACAACAGAAGAUCCAAGUUCAAUCCUCUUUGGAAUUCUUUAGUUGUUGGUGGUAUUGAAAAGGGAGAAAAAUUCCUUGGUUAUGUCGAUUUAAGAGGUACCACUUAUCAAUCUACCACAAUUGCUACUGGAUUCGGUGCACAUUUAGCACAACCUAUUUUGAGAAGAAGAGUCGAAGGCAGAGAAGAUGAGUUAACUGAAGAGGAGGCUAUCGAAAUUAUGAACGAAUGUUUGCGUGUUUUGUUUUACAGAGAUGCUAGAUCUAUGAAUAAGUUCCAAAGAGCAAAGAUUACCGAAAGUGGAAUCGAAGUCACUGAACCUUAUGCUUUGGAUACUGAAUGGGGUUUCGCUGAACAAAUUAAGGGUUAUGGUGCUUGA